This is a messenger RNA of Cyphomyrmex costatus, 1666 nucleotides long. It is a transcript of the gene lute, whose product is annotated as BTB/POZ domain containing protein 3 lute. Gene Ontology annotation, cellular component: cytosol. Lineage: Eukaryota; Metazoa; Arthropoda; Insecta; Hymenoptera; Formicidae. The transcript is spliced from 7 exons. Gene Ontology annotation, biological process: neurogenesis. Bases 1 to 1578 code for a protein of 525 amino acids. Gene Ontology annotation, molecular function: protein binding. The record is from RefSeq and is a predicted model, not a curated record.
AUGGCAAUGUCGAAUCUCUACUCGAAGAUCUCCACUAAGCCAAUGAAGCGUUUUCAGGACAACGUCACGGUCAAACAAACCAAUGCUUGGAUGAACGCGGAAUCUCCAAGUAAUACAUCAGAUUCACCAUCAUCAGUGAGUCCACUCUCUUCAUCUAUUGUAUUACAACGCGAAGGAACUACAGUCAAUCAGCCAUUGAGUGCGCCUGCAUCACCUUUGUCUUCCUUAUCCUCACCCGUGACUCAAUUAAAUUUACCAUCACCCGGAGAUUGCACUCAAGAUCCUAAUUGGCAAGCAACAAAACCUACAGUUCGAGAACGAAACGCGGCCAUGUUUAAUAAUCAUCUCAUGGCCGAUAUUAUAUUUAUUGUUGGCAGUCCAGGACACACACAAACAAUACCAGCACAUAAAUAUGUUCUUGCUACUGGCAGUUCUGUAUUUUAUGCUAUGUUCUACGGAGGAUUACCUGAAAAUAAAAGAGAUAUAGAAGUGCCUGAUGUUGAACCAGCAGCUUUUCUUGCGUUAUUGAGAUAUAUGUAUUGUGACGAAGUGCAACUAGAAGCAGAUACAGUUCUGGCGACAUUAUACGUCGCAAAAAAAUAUAUAGUUCCACACCUGGCACGGGCAUGUGUCAAUUAUCUAGAGACGAGUCUUACAGCAAAAAACGCAUGUUUGCUUCUGAGUCAAUCUCGCUUAUUUGAAGAACCUAAUCUCAUGCAACGUUGCUGGGAGGUGAUUGAUGCACAAGCAGAAAUGGCACUAAGAUCUGAUGGUUUUGUGGAUAUUGAUAUUCAUACACUCGAAUCUGUUUUAUCUCGAGAGACGUUAAAUUGCAAAGAAAUUCAUAUAUGGGAUGCUGCAUUACGAUGGGCUUCUGCGGAAUGCAUACGGCAAGAUCUCGAGCCUAUUCCCGCCAAUCAAAGGCAAUUACUAGGAUCUGCCUUAUAUUUAAUUAGACUUCCUGCUAUGAAUCUUGAAGAAUUCGCAAACAGUGCAGCACAGACAGGAAUUCUAACACAUCAAGAAACAAUUGAUUUAUUUUUAUACUUUACUGCCAGUAACAAACCACAACUUUGUUUUGCUACCAAGCCACGUCAAGGGCUAAAAACUCAAGUUUGCCAUAGAUUUCAAUCCUGUGCAUAUAGGUCAAAUCAAUGGCGAUACAGAGGUCGUUGCGACUCAAUUCAGUUCAGUGUUGAUAAGAGAAUAUUUGUGAUAGGUUUUGGGCUAUAUGGAAGCUCGUCUGGUGCUUCUGAUUAUAAUGUUAAAAUAGAACUUAAGAGACUCGGUAAUGUUUUGGCAGAGAAUAAUACUAAAUUCUUUUCUGAUGGUUCGAGUAAUACAUUUCAUGUAUAUUUUGAAAAUCCGAUACAAAUCGAGCCAGAAUGUUCAUAUACAGCAAGUGCAAUAUUAGACGGUGGAGAACUGAGCUUUUUCGGUCAAGAAGGUAUGUCGGAAGCAACGGUUGGCAGUGUGAAUUUUCAAUUUCAGUGUAGUUCUGAAAGUACUAAUGGUACUGGUGUCCAAGGAGGACAAAUCCCUGAAUUAAUUUUCUAUGGGCCACCAUCCGAUGAUUGACGGAAAAUCGCAACAGAGCUUGUGGUUUAGUUAUUGAUUUACAACAAAAAAAAUUUAGAUAACAUUCAUUGGGAAUAAAAUCUACAGA